Arabidopsis thaliana (thale cress) is the source of this 1387-nucleotide messenger RNA. RefSeq names its product TRAF-like family protein. NCBI's taxonomy places the organism in Eukaryota, Viridiplantae, Streptophyta, Magnoliopsida, Brassicales, Brassicaceae. The coding region runs from base 159 to 1118 and encodes 319 amino acids. The record is from RefSeq and is marked reviewed. The transcript is spliced from 4 exons.
CUUAGCCACUGUACAAGCUUAUGCAUCUGGUUUUAGUCUUGGUGACACUGUGCUUUCGACACUUGUGUUUUGGUUACUAUACUUGUGUGCCACUUGGGUUCUAGGGUUCCACGCCAUCUGAAUGAUCUGACUCGUUCGAAUUGCAAAGUAGUCUUAGAAUGGAGAAAGAAGCUGAUAACAAGUUCAGAUGGGUGAUUAAAAAUUUCUCAUCUUUGGGAUCCGAGAGAGUCUUUUCUGAUAUAUUCGUAGUUGGUUCUUGCAAAUGGCGUCUUAUGGCCUAUCCCAAAGGAGUUAGGGAUAAUAGAUGUUUCUCUCUGUUUCUGGUUGUUACUGAUUUCAAAACUUUGCCUUGUGACUGGAAACGACACACAAGAUUGCGCCUAAAUGUUGUUAAUCAACUCUCGGAAGAACUUUCCAUACUGAAAGAAACACAAAUGUGGUUUGAUCAAAAGACUCCGGCCUGGGGUUUCUUAGCAAUGCUUCCUCUUACCGAACUUAAGGCUGAAAAUGGUGGGUUUCUGGUGAAUGAAGAGGUCAAAAUUGUUGUGGAGGUUGAUGUUGUUGAAGCUCUUGGCAAAUUAGAGGAAUCUGAAGAGGCAACACAACCUCUGAAAAAGGUAAAGCUAGAGGCUUUUGUGGAAUCGAAAGGUUUGCUUAAGGAAACUUCAUCAGUAAAGGAAGAAAUCAUUGAUGUCAAUGUGUUUCAUGUUCUUCCUUCCCAGGUGGAAUUUGUAAGCCGUGUUUUUGAAAGAUACCCAGAAAUUGCAUCAAUAUUCCAAGCAAAGAAGCAACAUUUGAGAACAGCAUGCAUGUAUGUCCUCCUAAGUCUUAUUGAGACACUGUGCAAGUCACUGGAAGAGCUCUCCAAUGAUGAUCUUGUGGGAGGAGACAAUGCGUUACAAUACCUGAAGUUUUCUGGCUUUAAGGUUGAUUGGUUGGAGAAGAAGCUGGAGGAAGUUAAGGAAAAGAAGAAGGAAGAACAGAUUGGUGAAACUCGUAUGCAAGAAAUGAAAGUUUUUAAGCAGAAGUGCUCAGAUAUAGAAGCUCUUAUGGAGAGAGAGAAGUCAAAGUUGUUGGUCACCAGAGGUUCUCCUCUAACGUUGGAUGAUGUUCUUUGAAGACUUACGUUCUCUACUACGUUUGUUCUGGUACUGUGCGUUUGCUGUCUAGGUUUCAAAAUAAGAGACUUCCCCAUGAAAUAAGAAGUUCCCAUUGUAAAGACCUUUAACGCAAGUUUUUUGGUUAUAGAUGUUAGCAAAAAUCUGUCUUUAACGCUAGUUUUCAAUUGUUAUAAGAAGCUGAGGAUUAUUUAUUUGGUACACUAAUUUAGUUUUCGUGAUUCUGUCUCCCCCUUAGUUUCAUUGCUUGUGAUAAUUUUUGACGCUGC